Molecule: messenger RNA, 1359 nt
Organism: Solanum verrucosum
Lineage: Eukaryota; Viridiplantae; Streptophyta; Magnoliopsida; Solanales; Solanaceae
Product: transcription factor bHLH71-like
Exons: 3
Coding region: 156-1148 (330 amino acids)
Biological process (GO): regulation of transcription by RNA polymerase II
Molecular function (GO): RNA polymerase II cis-regulatory region sequence-specific DNA binding; DNA-binding transcription factor activity, RNA polymerase II-specific; protein dimerization activity
Source: RefSeq, a predicted model, not a curated record
AUACAAAUAGAGAUAGAGUAAACUAAGCAAAGAAACAAGUCAAAUGUUCAUUGGGGCUCUCAAAACAAAACACACACAUACAAAACCCUCUUACAAAGCAAAAUCCAAGACCCUCCUACUUAUCUAAAAAAUCACAAACAAAAAAAAUAUUCCAAAUGGCUUUAGAAGCACUUUCUACCAAUGAACUCCUCAACUUCAUCAUCUAUGAUACAAUCUCUACCACCACCAACAACAACAACAAUCUUGAUGAAAAUGCCUUAUUUUUUGACAAUCAUGAAGAAAAUAAUGCCUUUUUAUUAAAACCUCAAGAUUUUUGUACUACUACUCCCUUAGAGCAACAAUAUUCCACCGCCGCCUCAGUGCCGCGACCAGACACUUCUAGGGAGAAGAAUAAUUUGUCGGUCGCGGCACAAUCAGGAGGCGGCGGUGGAGGGAGAAAGAAAAGGAGAAGAAGACCCAAAAUUUGUAAAAAUAAAGAGGAAGCUGAAAAUCAAAGAAUGACUCACAUUGCUGUUGAGAGAAAUAGAAGGAAACAAAUGAAUGAACAUCUUUCUGUUUUACGUUCACUCAUGCCUGAAUCUUAUGUUCAAAGGGGUGACCAAGCUUCAAUAGUUGGUGGUGCAAUUGAAUUCGUAAAGGAAUUGGAACACAUUCUACAAUCUCUCGAAGCUCAAAAAUUUGUAUUAUUACAACAACAACAAGGCGGUACUACUAGUAAUACUGGUGAUGGUUGUGAUGGUUAUGAUGUAGGAAAGACAGAAGUUUCGAGCGCGGAGUAUGUUGGGACCCCAUUUGCUCAAUUUUUCUCAUAUCCACAAUAUACAUGUUGUGAAUUACCAAACAAAUACACUUCAAAGAGCAAGGCAGCUAUAGCAGAUAUUGAAGUAACUUUAAUUGAAACACAUGCAAACGUUAGAAUAUUAUCAAGAAGAAGAUUUCGUCAGCUAUCUAAAUUGGUCGCUGCGUUUCAGUCAUUGUACAUUUCUGUCCUUCACCUCAAUGUCACCACUUUAGAUCCAUUGGUUCUUUAUUCAAUAAGUGCUAAGGUGGAGGAAGGUUGCCAACUAAACUCAGCAGAUGACAUAGCAGGUGCAGUCCACCACAUGCUAAGAAUAAUUGAGGAGGAAGAAGCUACACUUUCUUGCUAAGCCUAGGGAACAGAUCCCCCUAUUAUCUUUUAUUUAUCAUGUUUUUUUAAUUUUUCUUAGUUUGAAUCCACUAGAAAAAGAAAAAAAAAACUUGUUCAAUGUUCAUAUUAAUUAGUAUAGUAGAGUUCUUUCUUGUCGUCCUUGUACGUACGUACAACAUGAGCAGUGAUAUUUUUUGUUUAUAAAUGUGUGGCUUAUUUGAGUACAAUUA